Asterias rubens (European starfish) is the source of this 759-nucleotide messenger RNA. Its product is annotated as acidic proline-rich protein PRP25-like. Lineage: Eukaryota; Metazoa; Echinodermata; Asteroidea; Forcipulatida; Asteriidae. The transcript has 2 exons. The coding region runs from base 1 to 759 and encodes 252 amino acids. The record is from RefSeq and is a predicted model, not a curated record.
AUGGCUGCUGCCGCUGCAGGAAGUCCACAAGCAGACCCACCCCACCCCUGGGACCAGAGCAGACCCACCCCACCCCUGGGACCAGAGCAGACCCACCUAGCCCCUGGGACCAGAGCAGACCCACCCAGCCCCUGGGACAAGAGCAGACCCACCCAACCCCUGGGACAAGAGCAGACCCACCCGACCCCUGGGACAAGAGCAGACCCACCCAGCCCCUGGGACAAGAGCAGACCCACCCAGCCCCUGGGACCAGAGCAGACCCACCCAACCCCUGGGACCAAAGCAGACCCACCCAACCCCUGGGACAAGAGCAGACCCACCCAACCCCUGGGACCAGAGCAGACCCACCCAACCCCUGGGACCAGAGCAGACCCACCCAACCCCUGGGACCAGAGCAGACCCACCCAACCCCUGGGACCAGAGCAGACCCACCCAACCCCUGGGACCAGAGCAGACCCACCCAGCCCCUGGGACCAGAGCAGACCAACCCAACCCCUGGGACCAGAGAGACCAACCCAACCCCUGGGACAAGAGCAGACCAACCCAACCCCUGGGACCAGAGCAGACCCACCCAGCCCAUGGGACAAGAGCAGACCCACCCAGCCCCUGGGACCAGAGCAGACCCACUCAGCCCCUGCGACCAGAGCAGACCCACCCCACCCCUGGGAACAGAGCAGACCAACCCAGCCCAUGGGACAAGAUCAUAUGCAGCCAGCCCGUGGGACCACACAGCAGUCGCUCCCAGCCCGUGGGGUGUAG